Molecule: messenger RNA, 824 nt
Organism: Leptinotarsa decemlineata (Colorado potato beetle)
Lineage: Eukaryota; Metazoa; Arthropoda; Insecta; Coleoptera; Chrysomelidae
Gene: RpII15
Product: RNA polymerase II subunit RpII15
Biological process (GO): maintenance of transcriptional fidelity during transcription elongation by RNA polymerase II; transcription initiation at RNA polymerase II promoter; transcription-coupled nucleotide-excision repair
Cellular component (GO): RNA polymerase II, core complex
Molecular function (GO): zinc ion binding; DNA-directed RNA polymerase activity; nucleic acid binding
Source: RefSeq, a predicted model, not a curated record
UACGGGAUAGGAAUGAUAGGAUACAUGACAGAUCAUAACAACGAACGUAGCUACCUUUCAUAUUUAUAUCGAUUGUAGGGUUACUUUUAAUUCAUAUUAAUAACUAAGUUUUAUCGAACAUCUUUAGUUUUUCCAACACCUCUUAUAAUAAAUUUACCUGUGGCAAAACUUCGAUUAGGGAAAAUUUUUCAUUUCAAGCUACUGCUGAGAUUACAAUGUCUAAACCUACAGGAUAUGAUUCACACAGUGAAGGACCAGGUUUUGUUGGAAUACGAUUUUGUCAAGAAUGCAACAACAUGUUAUACCCAAAGGAGGACAAGGAGAAUAAAAUCUUACUAUAUGCAUGUCGAAAUUGUGAUUACCAGCAGCAUGCAGACUCCAAAUGUAUCUAUGUUAACAAAAUUAUGCACGAAAUUGAUGAAUUGACCCAUAUUGUAUCUGAUGUAAUCUCUGAUCCGACUUUGCCACGAACUGAGGAUCAUCACUGCCCAGAAUGCAACCACAGGGAGGCAGUAUUUUUUCAAGCACAGACUAGGAGAGCUGAAGAGGAAAUGAGAUUAUAUUACGUUUGCACAAACCAACAUUGUGCUCAUAGGUGGACUGAAUAAUACUUUUUUAAAUACAUAAUUCAUAUCUGUAUUUGAGGGAUGUGGCACAAUAUUAAAACUUUGCAAAAAUGUAUGGGAUGUCAAUUUGAACUUGCUUAAUUUUCCUUCUUUUUCAAAAUAGACUUGGUCAUUUAAACAGAUUGUAACUGAUUCAGUUGUGCUAUAAAUGAAUAGAGAAGUAUAAAGAACAGUAAAAUAAAGUGUUACUGAAAUAAA